UGCUUCUAAGUUCAUAUAGUACACACCGCUAAAAUCUGAAUUCCGAUUUUUUCUACGAGGAAAUAGAAAUAUAAUUGUUUCUUCGUUCUUGCUUCUUUCUCAUAAUAUCGCAAUCUCAUAAUUGAACAUUAACAACAAUGAAGGUUCUUUUGUUGGUGUUUGCAAUUUUGUUGAGCUCUGUUCAAUGUUUGUACUUUCAUAUUGGCGAGACGGAACGGAAAUGCUUCAUUGAAGAAAUACCCGAUGAAACCACUGUAGUAUCUAAUUAUAAAGUCGAGCUGUUUGACGUACGGACUGGAGGCUUUACGCCACCCACUCCGGGUAUCGGUAUGAACGUAGAAGUCAAAGAUCCAGAUAUGAAAAUCAUUUUAUCACGGGUUUAUAGUUACGAAGGUAAAAUUUCAUUUACAUCUCAUACUCCAGGCGAACAUACCAUAUGUAUGUAUUCCAAUACUACUGCCUGGAUUGGUGGCACACAAUUGAGAGUGCAUUUGGAUAUUCAAGUUGGUGAUCAAGCUAUUGAUUACGCUCAAGUAGCACAAAAAGAAAAGUUAUCGGACUUGCAGCUAAGAAUAAGACAGCUAGUUGAGCAAGUUGAUCAAAUAAGCAAAGAGCAAAGUUAUCAAAGAUAUCGUGAAGAGAGAUUCCGUCAAACCAGUGAAAGUACUCACCAAAGGGUCUUUUGGUGGUCGCUCACACAACUAUUCAUAUUGUUGGUCAUGGGUUUCUGGCAAAUGCGACAUUUGAAAAGCUUCUUUGAAGCCAAAAAGCUCGUUUAAAUUAAGUUUGUAUACCAACAUAAAAAAAAGAGUAUAAUUGUGAUUUAUAUCAAACAUACUUUUGUACAUUUUGUACAUACUAUUUAGUUGUAUUCAAUAUUAAAUGUUUUUAUUAUUUA
Adelges cooleyi (spruce gall adelgid) is the source of this 898-nucleotide messenger RNA. It is a transcript of the gene eca, whose product is annotated as transmembrane emp24 domain-containing protein eca. The record is from RefSeq and is a predicted model, not a curated record. NCBI's taxonomy places the organism in Eukaryota, Metazoa, Arthropoda, Insecta, Hemiptera, Adelgidae. Gene Ontology annotation, biological process: intracellular protein transport; Golgi organization; endoplasmic reticulum to Golgi vesicle-mediated transport. Bases 138 to 779 code for a protein of 213 amino acids. The transcript is spliced from 5 exons. Gene Ontology annotation, cellular component: endoplasmic reticulum-Golgi intermediate compartment; COPII-coated ER to Golgi transport vesicle; Golgi apparatus.